Fusarium subglutinans is the source of this 1176-nucleotide messenger RNA. Its product is annotated as cysteine-rich NFX-1. Gene Ontology annotation, biological process: negative regulation of transcription by RNA polymerase II. Gene Ontology annotation, cellular component: nucleus. NCBI's taxonomy places the organism in Eukaryota, Fungi, Ascomycota, Sordariomycetes, Hypocreales, Nectriaceae. Bases 1 to 1176 code for a protein of 391 amino acids. Gene Ontology annotation, molecular function: DNA-binding transcription factor activity, RNA polymerase II-specific; RNA polymerase II transcription regulatory region sequence-specific DNA binding. The transcript is spliced from 3 exons. The record is from RefSeq and is a predicted model, not a curated record.
AUGGCUGAGCAAGAGACCAGCCGUACCUCUCAUCAGGCACGAAAUAAUGCCCCAAACCGGUCGCCAAGUGAGGGCCAGGGUUCAGCAUCACGUUCUCGGGGAGGCUCAGGUGGAGGACGCCGCAGGGGAAGGGGAGGACGGAAUCGUGGCCAGCUACAGGAUGAUUCAGCACAAGUUCCCGAAGGUAGCGGAAAUGCUCCUCAGACAGGGUCUGCCGAUGCCACCAUUACUGCACAAACCGUAGCUGCCCCCGAAAGCUCAGGGUCCUCUAGAGCUAGAAGAAACCGGCGAGGUAAUCGAGGUGGUCCUCGAGGGCAACGAAACCAAGGAAGAGGCGUGUUCUCCAUGGGACCGCAGCGCACUUUUGGUGGACGCCUGACUAUAACUGAACAACCGACAGAGAUUGCUCAAGAUGCAUCUCUGAGUGCAGACGCCCCAGAAUUCGUGCCCGGACAGCCUGUGUCCCAGAGGAGUGCCCAACAGCAGCCAUCAAGCGCCUCUCAGCCCACAGGCCAAGGACGCGCAAGAAACCGUACGAGGGACCGGAAGCAGGACAGACCCCGCCAAGAUGUUCCCAAGUCGACUGCCUCGGAAUUAUGGCAACGAAUCCAGGAAGACAUCGCCAACUGGAACUAUGAGUGCCGUAUCUGCACCGAAGAGGUUACUCGAAAAACCGAGGUCUGGUCGUGCACUACUUGCUGGACCGUCGUUCAUCUUGAAUGUGCCCACCAGUGGUGGGUUACGUCCAUGAAAGUCAACGAGGAGAGCGGCGACCAAUCAUGGCGUUGCCCUGGGUGGAUACCGAUUACUACAACGGGUGGAGUUGUCGAGAGCGCUGCGGCGAUUUUCUACCUUGUGGUCAACAUGAAUGUCCUCAAACAUGCCAUCCAGGUGUCUGCGGUACCUGCGAGGUGCUGGUCGAAGCUAAGUGCUAUUGUGGACGAGUGCAAAAGGAGAUGCAAUGUUCUAAACGGGAAGACAUAUGCGACUCGUUCGAUCCAGGCAACAAUUCCUGGUUUGAGGGUUCUUUUAGCUGCGAGAGUGCUUGCGGAAGAGCCUUCGAUUGUGGUGUACAUCGUUGCCAGAUUUCUUGUCACCCGCAAGAAGAGGACUCGGUUCAUUGCCCUUUCUCUCCGGACGUUAUCACCCAUUGCCCUUGUGGCAGGACACCGCUGA